Messenger RNA from Equus quagga, 3532 nucleotides. RefSeq names its product VPS33B interacting protein, apical-basolateral polarity regulator, spe-39 homolog (gene VIPAS39). Gene Ontology annotation, cellular component: cytoplasm. The coding region runs from base 1028 to 2509 and encodes 493 amino acids. Lineage: Eukaryota; Metazoa; Chordata; Mammalia; Perissodactyla; Equidae. The transcript has 20 exons. Gene Ontology annotation, biological process: vacuolar transport; intracellular protein transport. The record is from RefSeq and is a predicted model, not a curated record.
CCCGUUUUCUAUGCCGCAGAGCCUGACUAGAGAGGCUGGUCCAGCGGCAGAAGUGUCUCGCGCUGUGCUGAGAGGGAGGGCUCGGUGUGGAAGAGGUGAGGGUGUCUCAGACCGCUUCGGCCGUGAAUCUGGCUGAGUCCAGCCUCUCCGCAUCCUGAUCCUUUCGCCUGCUGUCGGAGGCGUCCGUAGACCCCCCCCAGGCCUGACUCUUCUUCCAGUCGGAGCAACCGCUGGGCCGGGAGCCGGGGUACGCUCGGGGUUGGGGCUGUGAGUGAGCCUCGACGUUUGAUUUUGAACGAGCAUUUCCCUGGCCAGGGAUCUGCCGGGCUGUGGCGACUGCCGGAGAUCCGUGGCUUCCUGGACGUUCGCCCGCAGAGUCUUCCUCGUUUAACCCACAUUCUCUGGUCUCCGUUCAUAGCCUCGCCGGUGUAGGCCUGGCUCGGAAGAUGAUGACAGAAUCUGCAUCUGACUUCUCAGCAGCUCCUUUCGGGAGUGUCCUCAAGCAGGGAGCGUGUUGGUUGUAGAUUUCUUUUGCGGAUGCCUCUGUUUUCCUUACUUUGUCAUGUUCCUGUUAUCCCCUCGGACCUGCUACCCUGUCUUGUGGGCUUUGAGUUAAACUGCUGACGAUAAGGACAAGCCUCUGAAGUAUUUUAAAUCAUGUUGAAGCACCUUUCUCGGUUACUCUUAAAAUUGUACCUGGUUGCUUUAUACCUUCUAGAGCCAUUAAAUCAUUAUCUCUUCGCUUGCCCAGUAAAUCCGGGUUCUGAUUUGGGACUAGAAGUACAAAUUGGUGUCAAGUAUCCACUGCUGUUGAAUGGUUUUAAAAGAUUCCAGAAAUCCUGGAUUAUUGGGUGUGUUAGACCCAUGGUGUGCCCAGCUGUAGAUAUUAACAGAUAUUUAUCUACUGUAGUGAAAUAAUGACCUGCCCUAGGUGUCCCUAGAGGGAAAAAUAGUUAGAACGACCGUGCAAGUCAGAGUGAAAUGAUCCAGGUGUCAGAAAACCUGGAUAAUAGGAGCAAGUAGCAAGAUGAAUCGGACAAAGGGUGAUGAGGAGGAAUAUUGGAACAGCUCCAAGUUCAAGGCUUUUACCUUUGAUGAUGAAGAUGAUGAGCUGUCACAGUUAAAGGAGUCCAAGCGAGCGGUCAACAGCCUUCGAGACUUUGUGGACGAUGACGAUGACGACGACCUGGAGAGAGUCAGCUGGGGCGGGGAACCUGUGGGAAGUAUCUCAUGGUCCAUCAAAGAGACCGCUGGUACCAGUGUGUCAAACCAUGAAGGCCGCGAACAGCUAAAGAGCCGAAACAGCUUCUCCUCCUAUGCACCACUACCCAAACCUACUUCUACCUACUCCCUGAGCAGCUUUUUCAGAGGGAGAACUAGACCUGGAAGCUUCCAGUCUCUUUCUGAUGCUUUGUCGGACACACCUGCCAAAAGCUAUGCUCCAGAGCUGGGGAGACCCAAGGGGGAGUAUAGGGAUUACAGCAAUGACUGGAGCCCCAGUGACACAGUGCGACGCCUCCGGAAGGGCAAGGUCUGCUCGCUAGAAAGAUUCCGCUCCUUACAGGACAAGCUACAACUCCUAGAAGAGGCAGUAAGCAUGCACGAUGGAAACGUCAUUACUGCAGUUCUGAUCUUCUUGAAGAGGACGCUGAGCAAAGAGAUCCUCUUCCGAGAGCUGGAGGUGCGACAGGUUGCCCUGCGACAUCUCAUUCACUUCCUUAAGGAAAUAGGGGAUCAAAAGCUGCUUUUAGACCUCUUUAGGUUCCUAGAUAGAACAGAAGAGCUUGCGCUAUCCCAUUAUCGAGAGCACUUGAACAUUCAGGACCCUGAGAAACGAAAAGAAUUUCUUAAGACCUGCAUUGGUUUGCCAUUUUCAGCAGAAGAUUCUGCACACAUCCAAGACCAUUACACGCUCCUGGAACGUCAGAUCAUUAUCGAGGCAAAUGACCGACAUCUAGAAGCAGCGGGACAGACUGAGAUCUUCCGGAAGCACCCCCGGAAAGCUUCCAUCCUCAACAUGCCAUUAGUGACAACGCUUUUCUACUCCUGCUUCUACCAUUACACGGAGGCUGAGGGGACAUUCAGCAGUCCGGUCAACCUGAAGAAGACAUUUAAGAUCCCAGACAAACAGUAUGUGCUGACAGCCCUGGCUGCUCGCGCCAAGCUUCGAGCCUGGCAUGAUGUGGAUGCCCUCUUCACCACAAAGAACUGGCUGGGCUACACCAAGAAGAGAGCACCCAUUGGCUUCCAUCGAGUUGUGGAAAUUUUGCAUAAGAACAGUGCCCCUGUCCAGAUAUUACAGGAGUAUGUCAAUCUGGUGGAAGAUGUGGACACAAAGUUGAACUUAGCCACCAAGUUCAAGUGCCAUGAUGUCGUCAUUGAUACUUGCCGGGACCUGAAGGACCGUCAGCAGUUGUUAGCAUAUAGGAGUAAGGUGGAUAAAGGAUCUGCAGAGGAGGAGAAGAUUGAUGCCAUUCUCCACAGCUCGCAAAUUCGAUGGAAGAAUUAAGUGGCAUUAGCUACCCUGAAAGCUGCCUCAUUUCUUCCUUUCCUACCUGUGAAAGUAGAGAGUGCUCUUCUGUGGGAGAGUUCCAGCAUCACAUCGUUUGGGCCCGAGGUCAGCAGGAAGUACCUGCUUCCUCUUGGGACAGAAGCCAGCGCCUGGGCACAGACAGCUUCAGACUGACCUUCUGUCCAAGGCCAUCAUCUAAGGGCCAAGACCUAAAGCUUUGACUUAUGAGAAGGAUUCUCUCCACCUGGUGCUCACGUGAAGGUGGGAGUGAUUUCUAGAUUGAGCCCAUAUUGGGCAAGAUCUCUCUUGGUCUGAGAAACGUGACUGCUCCAGAAAAUAAGUCUCCUAGACCCAGAGGUACAGGUGUCAUAGGGUGGCUUCUCCAUUCCCUCAGCUAAUUGUGACCCUGGACUUGGUGCUGAACAUUGGCAGUUUGCUCUGAAUGAAGUCAGCACAGAACUGAAAUGGCUCUCUCCCAGGGGCCUCAAGAAGGGCUGCCGGUGUUGCCAGGACCUGCUGGAGGCGCCCUCACCCCAGACUGCACAGAGCCCUCCCUGUUAUGACAGAGAUUGCCCAGACGUUGUGUUUCUUCAGCCAGCGUCCAUCUGCCGCCCCAGUCUACCCUCUGUCCAAAAGCUUGAUUUCCUCUCUGACCUGCACACUGAGAUGGCCUUGUGUGAAUGAUGAGAACAUCCCCCUUACCUUUUCCUCUACUUCUCCCACCCCAGACCCAUAACCUUAUAUGGAGCUUGGAUUCAGCAGUGCUGGACAGCUCUCCCUUUAUGCAUAAAUGUCCUUAUUUUACUAGGAGCUUCCAGAAGUUUCACCAGGGCUAAACUCAGCAGCAUUUUUGACUGUUAGGAUAUUAAGAUGGAGGUUUUAGUUUCACACUUGGUUUUCAAGAGAAUAUUCUGUAAUGCUAGAUUCUUGCCCUCUACCAAUAUUAGCCUCUCUUCUCUGUGACUGAACUGGGUUUCCUGGACACGUCUAGUCUCCUAAUAAAGCUGUUUCUUCCUUGGU